CCCAGCUCCAGCACAGCAAACCUACCCAAAAACCAAAACCAUCUCAAAAUGUUCGCCAAAGUGAUCUGCUUCGUCGCUAUUGCCGUGGCCUGCGCCGCCGGAAAGCCGCUGACGGCCGCUGUUGUUGCCGCUCCGGCCGUUGUGACCGCCCAGAGCUCGCAAGUGAUCGCCCGGAACUACAACGGUAUUGCUGCGGCCUAUACUGCUCCGAUUGCUGCGGCUUACACUGCUCCGAUCGCGGCUGCUUACACCGCUCCAGUUGCUGCCGCUUACACUGCCCCGGUUGCUGCUGCCUACAGUGCCCCGCUGGCUGCUGCCUACAGUGCCCCACUGGCGGCCGCCUACACUGCAUCGCCUUACUCUGCCUACGCUCCUUACUAUCCUUAUGUGCUGUAA
Anopheles aquasalis is the source of this 396-nucleotide messenger RNA. RefSeq names its product vitelline membrane protein Vm26Ab-like. Lineage: Eukaryota; Metazoa; Arthropoda; Insecta; Diptera; Culicidae. The record is from RefSeq and is a predicted model, not a curated record.